UAGCCGCACAGCGUCUCUCUCGAGGAUGCGCAGCCCGCAUAUAUAUAUAUAUCGUCAUCGCCGCAGUGCUUGGAGUGCAGUGCGACGGGGAGGAGCACUACGGAGACAUUCGCGCGGGAGAACGAGCGGCAGUCGGUACGCUGAUAUGACCUGCAGCGGACCCGGGCGUGAACGUUUAUCGCGAGCGACGAGGAGCAGCAACGACGCGACGACGCGCUAAAGCGGCGGUUUGUACGUGCGUCAUUCUCUACUCCAGCGCGAGCUACGAGCGCGAGCAGGAGGCCGAGAACAACGCGCGGAGGGAGCUAUCUGGCGCUCCGCGAAAGCCAGGCCGAGCAAAGCAGCGCGAGGGCGCGAGGCCGCGACCCUGAGCCCGAUAGCGCGGAGCGAGAGACGCGUGGAGGAACUCCGCGCGCGUGCGAACGAGGAGUAGUGGUGAACGCUGGCGAGAGGACGACAAAACAGCAGAAUCCCCGAGUUUCCAUCAGCUAGUGGACGCUCGGCGUGAAGCGACGAAGCAGCAAGCGCGAGGACACGAGAGAGUCGGUGGUGGAGCAGAAACGCCGCAUGUCGUAAGGUCGUCGUCAUCGUCGUCGUCGUCGUCGAUGAGGUCGUGAAACAGCCGACACAGGGAGAGAGAGGACGGUCGCGGAAGUGCGACAGCCAGCUGGCAGGCAGUAAGAGCGCACGCGGCUGUCAGAGAAAGAGGGAGGGAGAGAAAGAGAAAGAGAGAGCGGGCUAUCGCGAUCCGAAAGGUCGUGGGUUCAUGAUCGUCCCGUCGCGGAAUGACGAUCUGACGGUGCGUCUGGUACGACGAAGGCGGCGGUAUCUUCCCGGAACGCCGCGGAGAUCAGCGGCGGCGAGUGUUAAAUCUUUCUCUCUCAUUCAUUGUCAUCUUCAUCGCUUGUCGCAGAUCGCGUCUACACAUACGCACAUCGGAGAAGACUGAAGCGGAGAGAGGAGCUCUCUCUCUCUCUCUUGGUGGACUCGCGCGUAACCAUCAUCCUGUGCCGCCCCGAUCCGUUCGCGGCGUCUCCGCAGCGAGUGCUGGCAGACGCGGAGCACUAGUGCGUGGUUGGUAGAUCUUUUGUGUGUGUGUCGUAUACACACACACACACACACAUACACCAUACGCGUUGCAUAUACGCAAGUUAGAACAUUCCGAGGAGAGAUCAUCGUGGGACAAGAUGCCGCUGUUUGGGAAGAAGGAUUCGAACAAGAAGAUCAAGAAGGACGGCAAGGAUGACCGGUCGCCCUCCGUCGAGGACAAGUACAUCCUGAAGGACCUGUUGGGCACGGGGGCAUUCUCCGAGGUGAGGCUAGCGGAAAGCAAGGAGAAACCCGGCCAGAUGUUUGCUGUGAAGAUCAUCGACAAGAAGGCGCUAAAGGGCAAAGAGGAUUCGUUAGAGAACGAAAUCAAAGUUCUCCGAAGGUUCAGUGAAAGUGUGACACCACAGAGUGGUGAUGGAUCGCUCAAGUCGGAUAGUAGUGGCGAAAGAAAAUGGUUAACACAUCCAAAUAUUGUUCAGUUACUGGAAACGUUUGAAGAUAAGCAUAAAGUCUACUUAGUUAUGGAACUGGUCACUGGUGGAGAACUGUUUGAUAGAAUCGUCGAGAAAGGUUCCUACACAGAAAAAGAUGCAUCCGGCUUAAUAAGACAAGUGCUCGAGGCGGUAGACUAUAUGCACGACCAAGGGGUCGUUCACAGAGAUCUGAAGCCAGAGAAUCUCCUAUAUUAUAGUCCAGAUGAGGAUAGUAAAAUCAUGAUCAGCGAUUUCGGCCUAUCAAAGAUGGAAGACUCCGGGAUUAUGGCGACUGCUUGUGGUACACCGGGAUAUGUCGCACCUGAAGUUUUGGCACAAAAACCAUACGGCAAGGCAGUGGAUGUUUGGAGUAUAGGGGUCAUUUCGUACAUCCUCUUGUGCGGAUAUCCUCCGUUUUACGACGAGAAUGAUGCCAAUCUGUUUGCGCAAAUUUUGAAAGGGGAAUUUGAAUUUGACUCACCGUACUGGGACGACAUCAGCGAUUCUGCGAAGGAUUUCAUUCACAAGCUAAUGUGCGUCAAUGUCGAUGAGCGUUACACCUGCAAGCAAGCUCUCGCACAUCCUUGGAUAUCCGGCAACGCAGCAAGCAAUAAAAACAUCCAUGGCCUAGGAAAGUCUCCCCCUUCUCUCAUGGUUGCAGCAAGCGUACCAUGCAGCAACGGUUAUACGUCAGAUGCAACGGCUCGCGCUCAACAGCGGCCAGCAGCAGCAGCAGCUGCUGCAGCAACAGCAGCAGCAACAGCAGCAGCAGCAGCAGCAAUUGCAGUAGGGCACAGGAUCGACCGGGUUCUCCAGCGGCAAUUCGAUGCAGUAUCGAGAGCAGUCGCAGAUCAACACCAAUUAUCAGCACACGCCGCUGGGACCCUCGGGCGAUCUCAAUUGAAAGCACCGCGCGAGUCGCUGCUUGUGUCAACAGGCGUGAUGUUUUCGAAUCUCAAUCGCAUUCCAGUCGCUCUCACCAACAAUUCACCGCGCUCGCCACUCAUGUGUGAACAACAGCUGUGGGGCUGCACACGCACCGCUCUAACUUCUAAGGCUCUAAGGCUCUUUCAGGACGACGUGCCGCAACUUAGAAGGCCACAUACAAGAAAUAUAAACAGCUGAGUCGCUCCGCUAAACUGUCGCGUUCGCGCCAAAGGCGAUGGCACAACCGGCCCGGCCGCCGCGGGUUGUACUCCGAAUUUAACUGCUUGCGAGCGGAAUAAUUGGAGAUAUAUAUAGAUUUUAGAGUCAGUUCGCUUCACGCUGGUGCACCCAUCACCAACACAACAUAAACGAAACACGAUAUAUAGUUUUCACAAUAUACAGCUCCAAAACGGUUCGAACAUUUUAUUUCCUCAAUGCAAUUUGUAACGCAACCAACAAUGGGAAAAACAUGAUGAUGAAAAACUUGUUUCUGAAUGUGACACAGAUAUGUCUAAAAUUUUCCCUUAAACGUCUAGAUUGAUUUAUUAAAAGUUUAUUAAAAAUCAAUCUCGAGGUAAUCAUGGAUUAGAUACUCAAUAAUCAUAUCUGUAGAAGCAGAGUUUGCACAGUUUCUGCUGUAAAACUUUAAAUACACACAAAGAUACGAGUCGAAGAAUCUCUUAAGAAUCUCCUUUCUUGGAAACGUUAAACGUUUCUUUCUUUAAACGUUAAAAAUUCUCAAACGACACAAGUUCAGCUAUUUCACUGGAUAUUAUUGCGUUCGGAAUUGCAUUUAAGGAGAAGCAUUCAAACUAUCUUGAAACUUAUGACAUACUAACACACACACACA
Harpegnathos saltator (Jerdon's jumping ant) is the source of this 3300-nucleotide messenger RNA. It is a transcript of the gene CaMKI, whose product is annotated as Calcium/calmodulin-dependent protein kinase I. Bases 1188 to 2648 code for a protein of 486 amino acids. Gene Ontology annotation, biological process: protein phosphorylation. The transcript is spliced from 9 exons. Gene Ontology annotation, molecular function: ATP binding; protein kinase activity. Lineage: Eukaryota; Metazoa; Arthropoda; Insecta; Hymenoptera; Formicidae. The record is from RefSeq and is a predicted model, not a curated record.